AGAGGUAUGACUUGUCUGUCAGUUAUUUGAAAAAUUUAAUUAAAUUUUACAAGACAAUCAACAAAGACAUCAGAGACAAUUACAAUCAACAAACUUCCUUUGCUCCCACUUCCUUCCAGAAAGCUGAUGAACAGCUCGGGUCAAGUUUACCUUUAAUGAAUUGAGUCUAUUUUUGGAGCCUCGGUCUUCACCUUUAUACAAAUGAGUUUUGCCAGUUUACAAAUCUCUUCACCUUUAAACCCAAAGGCUUUGUCUGACAUGCAGGCUAAUAUUUAUCUUAAUAUUAUCAGUUUGGCGAACCCAGUGUGACCUGGAUUUUGCAACGCUACCCAGCUAUCAGGAGGAUUAUUAAUCAAGACACACAAACACAGAAACUACGGGAUGAACUGCCUAACUUUAGACCAUUGUCAUUUGCUUGUAGCUGUGACUUUAGGUCCUUGAAUUAAACCACAUGUCGACAGUUCUCCAAAAACGUUAUAAAAUGCUGGGUGUGACGCUCAGUGAUUGUGACCUUGAGUCUCAUGGCCUUGAGAUCAUUUAAAACAAUAAAACUUACAUGUUGCAGCUGGCUAUAUUACAAUGACUUCAACACAAACUUUAUGAAAUUUAGGUUUUAAGACACAAAUACCAACAUUUUCAUGAUGCAAAAACACAAAAAAACAUUUCAUAGACAGCUUAUAAUGUUCGAUUGUUCUUCCAAUUGCAUCAAUUGUCAAAAUCUGCUCAUAUUUCUGAUCAAACCUUUGUGAUCGAAUGCAUUUUAAAAGAAGGUACAUGCACUGCUAAACAUGACUGAAAACAUACACAGCACAGUGUCAUUAAGAGCAACAGAUGACCAUUGGACCUUGGGUAAGCCGAUAAACACCUGUUCAGUUUCAGGGGUGUAAAAUGAAAAAAAAAAAAAAAAAAAGUGUGAGGCGAGAGGGGUGGAGAGAAAGCAAGUCAUAUAAAUCAUUAUAGAUAACUGUUGAGCUGGACACAUCUCACAGUUGCAGACCAGACACCAAACUUCUCAGACACCCACAGACUUUCUGUCACAACAAAAUCAAAUAUUCUGGCUUAUAUAAAAAAGCUUUAUUGAAUUAUAAAAACCGAGAUCUGGAUACAUUUUUGUUUGGCUGCUGGACUGAGGGGGGGUCAUGGAUCCGGUUGUGGAAGUAGUGGCUUUGUUGCUGGGGUUCAUUUCUUGGGUGAUGGUAGGGAUCGCCCUGCCGAACCGUUACUGGAAGACCUCCACCGUUGAUGGGAAUGUCAUCACCACCUCCACCAUCUAUGAAAACUUGUGGAUGUCCUGUGCGACGGAUUCGACGGGGGUACAUAACUGCAGAGAGUUCCCCUCGUUGCUCGCUCUGAAUGGUUACAUCCAGGCAUCUCGUGCCUUGAUGAUCACAUCGAUAGUGCUGGGCACCUUUGGACUGCUGGCGGCCAUGAUAGGAGUACAAUGCUCCAAGGCUGGAGGAGAAAACUUAGUCCUCAAGGGGAGGAUUGCUGGCACUGCUGGAGUCCUUUUCAUACUUCAAGGUGUGUGCACAAUGGUUGCAGUGUCCUGGUACGCCUUCAACAUCACACAGGAAUUCUUUGACCCUUUCUAUCCUGGCAUAAGGUAUGAAAUAGGAGAGGGACUUUACAUCGGCUGGUGCUCUGCUGUGCUCGCCCUCGCUGGAGGAGCUGUUCUCACCUGUUCCUGCAAACUGGGCACACAGGAAAAAUACCCUAUGCCUUAUCAAGCCAGGGGAACCGUAUAUUCUGCAGCUGCCCCGACUAGAAGCGUUGCAGCCAGUACUUACGGACGAAACGCCUACGUUUGAGCAGGGAAGGAAAAACGAACUUUAUCGAUUAGAACAGGCAUCUAACACCUUUACACUUAUACUAAUGGGGCUUUUUAUCCACAACUAUGUAUGAGGAGAAAGUCCAUCACACUGUAUGUCCAGUGAUGAAGGUAACAUAGCACCACUGUAUUGUAUAUAACUACAAUCAAUCAAAUGUGAAUCCUGUACAAAUGAUUAACCAGUACUCUGCUGCUUAUUCAAAACAUUAGGGACAUCGACUCAAUUAGUGCAGGUGAUCCAUUAUUGAUUUGUUAUUUGCCUGACUGGACAAAAGAGGAGAUGUAAAGACAUUAAAGAGCUGGAGAAGGAUUUUUAAAAUUGUCCCUGAUAUUUUAGCAUUGAAGCUGUACAAACAUACUGUUUGCUUGCAAUGAUUUUUUUUUAUUUAUGUUCCCCUUGUGAUGUCAGCACUAAAUACAUUUAUAGUCACUUGUUUUCAAAGAAAUCUAUAAAUCUAAUGAUCUGCGUAGGCUUACAUUUUUGUAGACAUUUUUUACGGGGAAGGUCAAAGUGGGGUGAUCCAGAUGUUUGUAUGUGUUGUUUCAUACAGUUUUAUAGUUGUAUAAGAAGACGAUGGACAAGCUUGUUUUGAUGUUUUUUUGGGGUUUUUUCUACAAUUGCGCACAAUAGAAUGUUUUAUGCUUAACAUCCCAGUUUGGUUUCUUGUUCCUCUUUUCAGUAAAGUUGUGACUAUGUUCUGUUGCAGAAAUGUCUUGAUGAUGGGGAUGUUAUAUGAAUGUAUGUAUUUUCAUCUGAUAAGUUUUCACUGUUAAAAUUUGCUACAAAAAAAAGGGUUUUUGUCUUUUUCUAUGUAUAAAAUUUUGUGAUUAAAAAAUGUCAUGAUGAGAUAAAAUGUCAUUGGAAAA
Thunnus maccoyii (southern bluefin tuna) is the source of this 2695-nucleotide messenger RNA. RefSeq names its product claudin 15a (gene cldn15a). NCBI's taxonomy places the organism in Eukaryota, Metazoa, Chordata, Actinopteri, Scombriformes, Scombridae. The transcript has 5 exons. Bases 1140 to 1808 code for a protein of 222 amino acids. The record is from RefSeq and is a predicted model, not a curated record. Gene Ontology annotation, molecular function: structural molecule activity. Gene Ontology annotation, biological process: cell adhesion; bicellular tight junction assembly. Gene Ontology annotation, cellular component: bicellular tight junction; plasma membrane.